This is a messenger RNA of Ruditapes philippinarum (Manila clam), 1921 nucleotides long. RefSeq names its product transmembrane protein 64-like. NCBI's taxonomy places the organism in Eukaryota, Metazoa, Mollusca, Bivalvia, Venerida, Veneridae. The record is from RefSeq and is a predicted model, not a curated record. The coding region runs from base 551 to 1594 and encodes 347 amino acids. The transcript has 4 exons.
UAGUUUGACAUCGUUGGAUUCUUAAUCACACUUUUUUCUGAACGAUACAAGCGGCCAACUCUCUAAACAUCAACAUGUACUGUCGUCAUGAAAACUAACAAAAUAGUCAUGGAAAAACUGGCCAAUAGCUGAUUAUUUCACUACAUUGACUGAUUAUUGAAUUAGUUAACAAUCAGUGAGGCUGGCUGGUUGGCGUCUCAAGUAUGUAUCUAUAACUUGGUUAUCAAUUGGACUUCUACCCUUGGAACGGAGUGUUAUGACACUGGUUUAGGGCAGAUUUAUCUACAAAUUAAUGCGCUAGUGUGAACUAAUUAAUCACAAGAAGUGCUUGAUUCAUAUUUAUGGUUAACAAAAGCAUCAAGGAAGAAAUCUACUACAUCUACAUGUAUUUUAUUUCAUGCUAAACAAAGUAGAAAUGAUGAAAAAAAUGGUGUUGCUAAAUUCAAAGCAGAAAUGAGUUGUUAAAGACAAUCAAAAUUGUGACUGUAUACAAAUUGUUUUAAUUGAUAGUUACUGAACAGGAAAUGAAGUUAAAAGCGUGAAAAGCAAGAUGACAAUGUGGAAAGAUAAUUUACAAAACAUACACGCGAACGAUGCUAAAGAAUUUCUUCUUGGCGGGACGUCAACAAUGGAUCAGGUCUUCCUGUCACACCAGUGUCCACGCAUUGAGUCGACAGAUUUUACAAUCGACGUCUGCAACAACAAGCUGGACAAGGUCUCAUCGCCAGCUAUUAGUGAGCCGCGGGAAACUUUUGAUUUUGGUACGGAUAAUAAGAAAACGAAUUGUUAUCAGGUGACGCUGUCAUCUUUUGUGUUAAUAGCGAUCAUCUGCUUUCUUCUUUUAUUAUGUCGAGAUUACAUCAAAGAUCUUCUAGUAUGGAUGGAAAACGUUGACCUCACGGUCAGCUUUUUGAUAUUUUUGGUUCUUUACACCAUAGUGUCGUACCCAAUGGCGUGGGGCGUGAUUCUUUUAAUGAUAGCGUGCGGAUAUUUAUACGGAUUAAUUUAUGGACCGAUAGUGGUGGAAGUUUGUAGCGCCGUAGGAGUAGCUAUAGCUCAUGUGACGAUGAAAAGAUUUUGUCGUAGUUUUAUAAUUAAGAAAUUUUAUAAUGACAAUAUGACAGCUGUGAUAUCUGUAGUUGGGGGUAAACAUGGUUUUAAAGUAGUGGCAUUAACUAGACUUACACCUCUACCAUUUGGUCUUCAAAAUAGCUUAUUUUCUUUAACCGAUAUACCUUUGUUGUCAUAUGUGUCAGCGUCCACGUUGGGGAUGCUGCCAACAGCGGUGCUCAAUUGUUACAUGGGGACGACCCUACGCUCCAUGAAUGAUAUACUCACUGAUGAAACUAACCAAGCUACUGGCUGGAUAGUCCUAACAGUUCAGAUUUUGUUUACAAUAGCAUUGAUGUUUUUUGUGGUGCGUAAAGCUCGUGUAGAACUCAAGAAAACAGUGGAGGAUACAGAUGAUCCGAUGAGCCGCCCACAUUCACCGGAAGUUGUCGUUCACAAUGAUGCUCACAAGUACGAUACUGAGAUUAUAAAAACAAACGGAUUCAUCCAUACGGAUAGAAGUAGAAACAAAAGUGGAAAUUAGUGCAGUUUUGGUGUUCCAUAGUUUUUCAAGUUCAGUAAAAGCCGAAAUUAUUACAGAUUCUGUUUUCCAUAGUCGGUUUAUAUUUCUGUUUAGUACUAUUGUUGUUGUUUUUUUGUGUGUUUAAAUUUUAGGUGAUUUGAUUAUCAUUACACAGAAUGUCAAAAUACAUGAUAUAGGGUUUAGGUUUCAUUUAAAUAUUGUGAUGAUUAGUAUUGAGGUUAUUUUAAGUCAGUAAGUAAAUGUUGUUUUAGUCAAAAUAUUUUUAAAUUUUGUUAUAGGUAAUAAUGUCAUUUACUUUUGUUACUGUACAAUUGAACCCUCUUAUUG